CAUGAAAUGAAAAAUAUCGUCAUCAGUUUUGGAUGACAUCUGCAAAAAUAAAUAAAUAAAUGAAUAAAUCAAAUUUUAAAUUAUACUGUCCCAUAUUUGAAUUCUAGCAUUCUCCUAGAUUUCACGAUCGGUUUGCUCUAGUCUGUUUUCCCAGGGUAAGAUGUAUCUUUGUGUUUGUACCUCAAUAUGACAAAUGCAUUGCUGAUGUACACUGUUCAUUUGUGAUGGAGGAGGUGGUGAAGUGUCCUGUCUACGACCUGAAGAUGAGGCGUCUGUCCCGAAAGAAAGCCCUGAGCCUGGUGAAGGAGCUGGAUGCCUUCCCCAAAGUGUCGGACAGCUAUGUGGAGACCUCGGCAUCAGGAGGAACAGUGUCACUGAUAGCUUUCGGUGCCAUGGCACUUCUGGCUAUCCUAGAGUUCUUUGUUUAUCAGGACACGUGGAUGAAAUAUGAAUAUGCCGUUGACAAGGAUUUUUCCAGUAAAUUGAGAAUAAACAUUGACAUCACAGUUGCCAUGAAAUGCCAGCAUGUCGGAGCAGAUAUUCUGGACCUGGCUGAGACCAUGAUCACAUCCAGCGGCCUCCAGUACGAGCCUGUUAUUUUUGAACUGACUCCACAACAGAGACUGUGGCAAAGGACGUUGCUUCUCAUACAGGGCAGGCUCAGGGAGGAACAUGCGCUUCAGGAAGUCCUUUACAAAACUCUCCUUAAAGGAGCUCCCACUGCCCUGCCUCCACGCGAGGACACCUCUACGGAGCCACUCAAUGCUUGCAGGAUACAUGGGCACGUCUAUGUCAACAAGGUGGCAGGAAACCUGCACAUCACGGUGGGAAAGCCGAUUCACCAUCCUCAGGGCCAUGCCCAUAUUGCGGCCUUUGUGAGCCACGAGACGUACAACUUCUCCCAUCGAAUAGACCAUUUAUCUUUCGGGGAGGAGAUACCCGGCAUCAUCAAUCCUCUGGACGGCACAGAGAAAAUCACCUAUAACAACAACCAGAUGUUCCAGUACUUCGUCACCGUGGUGCCCACCAGACUGAACACACGCAAGAUAUCCGCAGACACGCACCAGUUUUCUGUGACUGAGCGAGAGCGGGUGAUAAACCACGCAGCGGGCAGUCACGGUGUUUCCGGCAUCUUUGUGAAGUACGACACCAGCUCCCUGAUGGUGACGGUCAGUGAGCAGCAUAUGCCACUGUGGCAGUUCCUGGUGCGACUGUGUGGCAUUAUCGGGGGUAUAUUCUCCACCACAGGCAUGCUCCAUGGGCUUGUCGGCUUCUGCUUUGAUGUUAUCUGCUGUCGCUUCAAAGUGGGAGUCUAUAGGCCCAGAGAGGAUGUGCAGCUACACAACCAGAUGAACAAUCUGAACAAUCACCAGAUCCCUCUGUUGGCUGACAAUGUUCCUCGGGAGUAGCCGUUUUUUCUCUGACCAGGGUCUCGGCCGUCAUCUAACUGCUGAUUCUGCUUCCUGCGUAGUUUACUGAGGAGGAGGUGACCUGACAAACUGUAUGAAGCAAUGAACUUUCUCAUCCCAGAAGUACAAAUGACUCGACUUAGACCAACAGAGGCUCUCUCGUUAUUUAUUGUUGUUCAGUUUGUGAGGAAUUGUGUUUGUUAUUUGCCAACGUUACCAUGUCAUGAAAUUGCGUUUUUUUUUUCUUCCCCCCAUUGAAUAAGCUAAAGCUGUCUGUGCUGGUAACUUGAAUAAUUGUAAAAUUCACAUCAUUAUUGCACUUUAGGAAAAUGUGUUCCCUGUGACUGCAGUAAUACAUGUUUUUUUUUUUUUUUUUUUAAUACAUGUAUUUCCAUUUUGUGGUGGCACUUGUUUAGAAAUGUUGUAGGCUUUCUGUUCUGUUCUGAU
This is a messenger RNA of Xiphias gladius (swordfish), 1856 nucleotides long. Its product is annotated as endoplasmic reticulum-Golgi intermediate compartment protein 2-like. The record is from RefSeq and is a predicted model, not a curated record. Gene Ontology annotation, cellular component: endoplasmic reticulum; membrane; COPII-coated ER to Golgi transport vesicle. Gene Ontology annotation, biological process: endoplasmic reticulum to Golgi vesicle-mediated transport; retrograde vesicle-mediated transport, Golgi to endoplasmic reticulum. The transcript has 13 exons. Bases 225 to 1409 code for a protein of 394 amino acids. Lineage: Eukaryota; Metazoa; Chordata; Actinopteri; Istiophoriformes; Xiphiidae.